CCCCCCACCCCCGCCACUUUCCCGAGCGCGCGCGCCGCGCUGUUGUGGCGCAAAAACCUGAGGCGAGGGAAGGUCGCCGCUCUGUCCCUUCGCCUCCCUCGCGGCUGUGGUGGUUGUGGCGGCCGCGGCGGCUCCAGCAGGAACCCCGCGAGCCCGGGCUAUGACCUGCCUCCCGAGCUACCUGAGCGGCGGCAGUCCCUCCGCCGCCCUCCGCGCCUUGCUCAAGCCUUCCCGGAGGCAGCAGCCGCCUGCCCCGCCGCCGCCGCACAGCCACCUCGCCUUAGCGCCCAGCGCAGCCCGCCUGGCCGCGUCGGUGGCUUCAGCCGCCGCCGCCGCCUUCGCCGCGUCCGGGCUCCUCUCUCAGCCGUUAGCGCUGGCGGGGCGAGGGUCUUCGCCGCCGCCGCCUCCGUCCGCCCCUUCCUCCUCGCAGCGCUGCCUCAGCUCGGAUGCUUCUUCGUCGGAGCUCCCUUCGCGGUCGGGAGGCGGCGUCGGGUUCCGCCCGGCCCGGGUGGUGGUGGUGGCCAAGACGACCCGCUACGAGUUCGAGCAGCAGCGGUACCGGUACGCGGGGCUCUCCGAGGAGGACCUCAAGCAGCUGCUUGCAUUAAAAGGCUCUAAUUACAGUGGACUACUGGAGCGACAUCGGAUUCAUACAAAAAAUGUGGAGCAUGUAGUAGAUAGUUUAAGGAAUGAGAAGAUUGAGGUCCGACUUGUGAAGCGCAGAGAAUAUGAUGAAGAGACAGUUCGGUGGGCAGAUGCUGUUGUAGCAGCAGGAGGUGAUGGCACAAUGCUUUUGGCAGCCAGUAAGGUGUUGGACCGGUUAAAACCAGUUAUUGGAAUAAACACAGACCCAGACAGAUCUGAAGGCCAUUUGUGUUUACCUGUACGAUAUACACACUCAUUUCCAGAUGCCCUACAGAAACUUUAUCGUGGUGAGUUCAGAUGGCAGUGGCGGCAACGAAUCCGUUUAUAUCUUGAAGGGACUGGCAUUAACCCUGUCCCUGUUGACUUGCAUGAACAGCAGUUGAGUCAAGAACAGCACAGCAGGGCCCAUGUUAAUGGAAGAUUUCAGGAUCAAAGGUCUCAGAUAUCUGAACCACACCUCUUGCCAGUGAGAUCAUUAAAUGAAGUGUUUAUUGGAGAAUCUCUCUCAUCCAGGGUGAACUAUAAGUCCUGCAAACCCAGUUUUAAAUUCUCCCUUCAUAGGGCCUCUUACUAUGAAAUAUCAGUUGAUGGUGGUCCAUGGGAGAAACAAAAGAGCUCAGGUCUCAACAUAUGCACUGGAACAGGAUCAAAAGCCUGGUCUUUUAAUAUCAACAAGGUAGCAAAUCAGGCUGUGGAAGAAAUCCUUAAAAUUGCUAAAAGUUAUGAGAGCUUAAGGCUUCCAUUGAACAAGGAACUUGUACAGAAAGUAACAAAUGGAUAUAAUGAAUCACUACUGUAUAGUCCAGAGGAACCCAAGAUGUUUUUUAGUAUACGAGAACCUAUUUCAAACCGUGUUUUUUCAAGUAGUCGACAACGGGGUUUUGCUUCAAAAGUUUGCAUUCGCUCUCGUUGCUGGGAUGCCUGUAUGGUUGUAGAUGGAGGAACUUCAUUUGAAUUUAAUGAUGGAGCAAUAGCGUCAAUAUUGAUCAAUACAGAAGAUGCACUGUGUACUGUUUUGCUAGACGAAUGAAGAAAAAGUUUGAACUACUCACAAUUCAAAGAAGGGAUGCUGCCUCAUUUCAGAUGUGAAACUUGCUCUUUCAUCUAGACAGACAUUGGGAAGCAACAAUUGAAACUGCUUUUCAUUCCUUUUGGAUGAGUAAUUCUUGGAAAACCAGUGUUUGUGAAGCCAGCAAAAUUGCAACGCUUCAAAAUCUUAAUGAAUCUGGCAGGAUACUUUAAAACCUAAGACAGGGCUUGGAACAAAUUGGUGUUAAUAAACUGUACAGUUCUGUAGUAGCUAUAUAGUACUGAUUCUGCAAAAUGCCUUGAUCCCCUCCCCCCCCCCAUAUGUAUUUCAUUGGUUUCUAAAAGCAAAUUAUGUUAAAAGUAAUUAAGCAAAAAGGUUAGGUCAGUGUUUGAAUUUAGCUACCCAAAAGUAACCCUUUUGUAUACACCCAAGAAUUUUACUUUUCUGAUUGGUCAUGUUUGAUUGUAAUGGUUUUCAUUGCUUUAGUUUUUCUACAGUUCAGUACCAUAAACCCAGCAUCUUGUGUCUAAGCUCCCCAAACUCACCAGUUUGAUGUUGUGCCUAUUUUCUGUAUGAGGAACCUAUGGCUUUCCAGAUGUUGCUGGACUGCAACUUCCAUCAGCCCUGGCUGAGACCAGCAACAUCUGGAGGGCUACAGGUUGUCCACCUGUUCAAUAGCAAGAAUAAAACUCACUUGAGAUUAUCCCCACUACCUGUUGAAAA
Messenger RNA from Podarcis muralis (Common wall lizard), 2398 nucleotides. It is a transcript of the gene NADK2, whose product is annotated as NAD kinase 2, mitochondrial. The record is from RefSeq and is a predicted model, not a curated record. Lineage: Eukaryota; Metazoa; Chordata; Lepidosauria; Squamata; Lacertidae. Gene Ontology annotation, molecular function: NAD+ kinase activity. Gene Ontology annotation, biological process: NAD+ metabolic process; NADP+ biosynthetic process. Gene Ontology annotation, cellular component: mitochondrion.